Molecule: messenger RNA, 1290 nt
Organism: Exophiala spinifera
Lineage: Eukaryota; Fungi; Ascomycota; Eurotiomycetes; Chaetothyriales; Herpotrichiellaceae
Exons: 1
Coding region: 1-1290 (429 amino acids)
Source: RefSeq, a predicted model, not a curated record
AUGUCCCAAGCUAGCCCUGAGGUAUCCAGCAAACCAUCAAUCUUCGCACCAUACCUCUCUGAGUCCCUGGCUUCUCACCUCUCAUCGGCACCCAGCCCGAUCGACAUCGACUCUCUCUCCCGCACACCACUGUCUCGCCUCCAGCAAACGGCACUUCCCAACCUGGGGCUGAUCGAACUCGUCUCGUCCGCCGACUUCACGACGCUCUACGACGAUCUCUACGUCGCCAGUUUCCCCCGGCGUCCCGAGCGGGAGAACUCAGACUUGAUAGUCGCCCGGCUAGCGGCACAGGCGGCCAACACACGCACAGGACUCGCGCCCUAUCGAAUCGUCGGUCUCCGCGAUAAACAAGGCAAAGCCAUUGGCGCAGCACAGUUCAGCAUUCUUCCUCUUCCUUUGCGACCUCGGACAGACAUUGACACCACCGACGCCUACAACGACACCCUUCAAAAUGGCGAAACCAACGCCGCGGGCCCUUCUUCACCACCACCAGCAGCAGGCUUAGUCGUACCGUACCUUCAAUACAUCUACAUCAGGCCGUCUUCGAGACGACAAGACAUGUCCGAAGUUCUCCAUACGUUCGUCCUGGCCGUAUCCGCCGCGGACGCGGCCACGCUCUCUUUCCCAACGCCGUCGAAUUUACCGUCACCUUCGUCGUCCGUCUUGGUACCCAAAUCCAAUCACGACGUUAUAUCGGCGUCGGGAUCAUCUGGACUCAACGGCGGCAGCGGCAGCAGCGGCAGCAGCAGAAGCAGUAACGCCGGAGGAGGAGCUGUCACCACGUACGUCCCCUUCACACUGUUCGAGACCGAACCACCCGACCACGGCGUCGACGCCCCGUCGCGGUCUUACGCACUGGAACGGUCCAAGAUCCACACUUCGACGGGAGGUGUAGCUGUCGUGCUGCUCAGACGCCCACCGGGGUCCGACCCCAGCAGCUCUAGCUCCGGACGACCCACUGCUGGCGCCGAAGAAGGAGAAGAAGGAGAAGAACGAGGCGGCGAACGUCGACAACGGCAAAUCUUGAGCGCCCACGUUCAACCUGGCCUGGAACCGGACGACCCUCCGCUGACGUUGGUCUGGGUGAUUCGGCCGUCGCCCAACCCCGGCAUCAGCUACGACAUCAGGCGCAUCGGCAAGGACCUGGUGGCGGCGUACUACCAGAGCCUGCGCGACGAAGGGUUUCCGGAAUCCAACAUCGCUCUGGCGGAGAGCAUGGUCGAAGAGAGAUGUCGAGACGCCGACUUCCAUCUGAUGCCUCUGGGUGAAGUUUCGGAUUUCACCACCUAG